AUGAACAUUAGGAGAAUUCACAUAUAUCUUUUUGUCAUAUUGCAAGCAUAUAACUCACUAAUUUUCAAACAUUUCAACUGUUUCAAAUAUGAAAAGAUCAGAAAUACAUUCGUAAUCAAUAAUUUUACCUCAAACAAACUGAUAUCGCAAAUUGCUAAUGUGGAAUCACUACUUCCAACUUCUCACAAUAUCGCACCCCUGUACUUAAAUUUUGAUAACUUUAGCGACAAUGCAAUUAAAGUAUUAAUGCUAUCAUUGGAAGAAGCCAAACUGUCAAACCAACCCAGCGUGGAAUCAGCACACAUUUUCCAAGGACUGGUAUGUUUGAAUCAAGGAUUGGCCUUCAAAAUACUCAAAGAAUUCGGAGUAACAGUAAACUCAGCAAGAAAUGCAGCGAAAUCCUCAUACCCAGUAGACGAGUCGAAGAAGGUUAAGAACUUGCCAACAUUUUCCAACUCGGCGAAGAACGCCUUAGACUACUCAUCAACUGAGGCCGAAAGGUUGGGGAACUCUACAAUAGAAACCGAACACCUGUUACUCGGAGUUCUGAAUGACACGACCAAGGAAAUGUCCACGUUCUAUAAGAAUUUGGACCUUGAUGUAACAUUAGCAAUAGAUACAACAGUGAGAACAAUAGAGAAAAUAAAAGAAAUUAAAGAAUCGAAUAGUUUGUCAGAGAACAUACAAGAAUCCUCGCCAAAUUUUGUAUACCUGUCUCCAACAAUGAAUCGAGAUGAAUUGGCCCAGUCAUGCAUAUCACUGUUUACGGUAGAUUUAACGGAAAAAGCACGUAAUGGGCAAUUACCUAAAGUGAUACACAGAGAUAAUGAAAUAGAAAGAGCUAUCAUAACUUUGUCAAGGAUGACAAAAAGUAACCCACUAUUAGUAGGAGAACCGGGAGUAGGAAAAACUGCAAUCGUAGAGGGCAUUGCAAACAAAAUAUCACAAGGGAUUUCCCAACCCCAAAUAUCGAAAAAGAGAAUAUUGCAACUUCAAUUUGGAUUACUGAUAGCAGGAACGAAAUUCAGAGGACAGUUUGAGGAAAGGCUAACUAAACUAAUUGAUGAAAUAAAAUCGUCAGGAGAUAUAAUAUUAGUAAUAGAUGAAGCACAUAUGCUAAUAGGCAUGAAAUUUAUUUAUAAUAAUAAUAAAUUAGGAGCGGGAGCAGGAGAUGGCUCAAUAGAUGCAGCAAACUUACUGAAACCUCCACUGUCCAGAGGAGAAAUACAAUGCAUUGCAAUCACAACCCCAAAAGAAUAUAAAAAAUAUUUUGAAAAGGAUAUGGCUUUAUCCAGGAGGUUCCAUCCAAUUUACGUCGAUGAGCCGAGCGAAGAAGAUACACUUAAAAUUUUAAACGGAAUUAGUUCAUCAUACGGAGAGUUCCACGGAGUGGAGUAUACACAAGAGUCAAUAAAAUUGGCAUUAAAAUACUCUAAACAAUACAUCAACGACCGGUUUUUGCCAGAUAAGGCAAUAGAUAUCAUGGACGAGUCGGGAUCAUUCGCUAAAAUACAGUACCAAAAUGAAUUAAAAAGAGAAAAAAAUGAGUUGACCAGUGCAACUGAGACAGAGGGUAAUGGUGAGACAGAAAGUAAUCCUGAAAACGAGGUUGAACAGGUAGUUGAAAAAAAGGAGCAAAAUGUUCUUGGACAAGUGAAGCCUGAACACGUAGCAGAAGUUAUGAGUAUCUGGACUGGAAUCCCACUUAAAAAACUCACUAGAGGAGAGAUGGAGAUAAUCAGGAACAUGGAAGAAGAUUUGCACAAAAUGGUAAUAGGACAAGAAGAAGCUGUGAAAAACGUAUGUAAGGCAAUAAGAAGAGCAAAAACUAAUAUUAAAAACCCAAAUAGACCAAUAGGAAGUUUUCUGUUUUGUGGACCACCUGGAGUAGGGAAAUCAGAAGUAGCAAGGGCUCUAACAAAAUACCUUUUCGCUAAGGAAAACCUGAUAAGAAUAGAUAUGUCAGAGUAUACAGAACCUCACAGCAUAAGCAGAAUACUGGGAAGCCCACCAGGUUACAAAGGCCACGAUACAGGAGGCCAACUGACUGAGAAGGUUAAAAGUAACCCCUACUCAGUUGUUAUGUUUGAUGAAAUUGAAAAGGCGCACCAUGAUGUUUUGAACAUUUUGCUACAGAUACUCGAGGACGGAAAGCUAACAGACUCAAAAAACCAAACAAUCUCUUUUAAAAAUACUAUUAUUAUUAUGACCAGCAAUACUGGUUCAAAUGUAAUUCAGAGAUCGUCGAAAGGUGUCCAUACGUUCGGAUUCACUGUGGAUUCAGAUGAAUCCUCAGACUACCUAAAAAUAAAGGCACUGGUCAUGGAGGAGCUCAAAUCACAUUUCCUACCCGAACUUAUUAACAGAAUUGAUGAUGUUAUCCUCUUCAAGCCACUCUCGGAGAGUGAGCUAAAGGAAAUAGCAAAAUUGAUGCUGAACGACUUGACGGCCAGGGCGAAUUCUGCAGGAAUCCUCAUAGAAAUCAGUGAAAAAUUUGCAGACUACAUACUCAAAUUACCCAGAGAUGAUAAAUCAGGAGCAAGGCCACUAAGGAGACUAAUAACAUCAGUGCUAGAAGAUAAGCUUGCGGAUUUGGUAAUUUCGGAUGAUUUCGACAGUAACAACACAUAUACGGUAACGGUGGAUGAGGCGGAUUCAGUGGUCAUAAACCCAAAGGUUGAAAAUGAAACCGUAGUUGAGGAGGUUGUUUUAAAUAACAAAAUGGAAUCUGAAAAGUCUAGAGAAGAAUAA
Molecule: messenger RNA, 2751 nt
Organism: Theileria annulata
Lineage: Eukaryota; Apicomplexa; Aconoidasida; Piroplasmida; Theileriidae
Product: endopeptidase (CLP homologue) ATP-binding chain, putative
Exons: 8
Coding region: 1-2751 (916 amino acids)
Biological process (GO): cellular response to heat
Cellular component (GO): cytoplasm
Molecular function (GO): ATP binding; ATP hydrolysis activity
Source: RefSeq, a predicted model, not a curated record